AUGAAUUAUUUAUUUAAUCAAUUCGAUAUUUAUCAUCACCUUAAUUUUGCAUCUUUAACCACCAUACUCUACAUUACUUAAAAAAUACUAAUAACCUCAUUGGUUCAAAAUUAUAAAGAAAAUGAUGAUUCAUAAGAUAACAAUACCCUAAUACAUUUUGAAUUAUUCAUUAGCUAUCCAACUUUACUAAUGCUCAUCAGUACAAUUGCUAAUACAGCAUAAUUAUUGUUUGCCUUGUUUUUGCAAUAGCUAUCAGGAUUUUCACUUUUAAUUUGUUUUAUUGCAGCGUCAAUAUUUAAUGGAAUUUCAAUUUGGUGGUCAUUAGUUAAGCUAAGAAGAACUUCCUACAGAAAGUCUAGAUUAUUGUGGAUCUUAUCAUAAAAUCUUCUGCUUAUAGUAAUUUUUUUUUAUCUAGACUUCAAUCUUAGUGGAUUGACUAUAGGAAUAUCAUUUGCACUUUAAUUGGUUGGAAUAUUUUUAGGGAUGGCCAUAGGAUCGUUAAACAUACAAGAUGCAUAUGGAGAAUUUAAAUAGUAAUUUUUGGACAAUCCUUAAGCAACAUCAAUUAAAUAAUAGAUACUUUUCCAUAUAUAUUAUGGACUCCUGCCAUUUUUGUCAUUAAUAAGAGUUAGUCAUGAAAUUGUAUUUCACAAGCUUUUCAAUAACCCAUUUGAUUUGUUGUAUUUUGCUUUAAUUCAGUUUUUCUAAACAAGGAUAAUGACUUAUAAUGAUGAAAAUUGUUUAAAAUCAAAUUGGGGAAUUAAAAGCUUGAAAUUAGCCAAAUCACCAAUGUAUUAUUUAUUGAUAUAUUAAUGCAUAAUAUCUUUGAAUAGAGUAGAUUCAUUCGAUUUUAAUAAUAUAAAGAAUAUAGCUUUAUGUGAUUUCAUGAUAUUUGUUGUUUCUAAUGGAGCAGUUGGAUUAUCCUCAAUUUUAGUCUAAAAGUAUUUGUAAGAAUAAAAAAAAUGA
Paramecium tetraurelia is the source of this 966-nucleotide messenger RNA. RefSeq lists its product as uncharacterized. The record is from RefSeq and is a predicted model, not a curated record. The transcript is spliced from 4 exons. Lineage: Eukaryota; Ciliophora; Oligohymenophorea; Peniculida; Parameciidae.